Molecule: messenger RNA, 1017 nt
Organism: Rubroshorea leprosula
Lineage: Eukaryota; Viridiplantae; Streptophyta; Magnoliopsida; Malvales; Dipterocarpaceae
Source: the annotation of a GenBank genome assembly
CUGUCAAAAAUGAGUUUCCAACAAACAGCACUCACUUUCUUAUCUCUAUAUUAAAAUUGUGUUACAACUCAAAAUACGCAUAGAGGAAAGCUUAACAUGAUGAAGUUGGCAAUGAAAGAAGCCAGCAAAUUAACAAAAUUUUCCUCCUGUUUUUGACUAACAAAAGCAUAAGAGCAGCAGUCACUUCUGCUUCAAGACUUAUUAUCAAUAUAAUUACUAUAACUAACAUGUUUGAAAAGACAAGAAGUCUGUUGAUUGGAUUCAUCAUAUCAUUCACUCAGAUACAAAUUGGUCUCACUCAGCUUCAUCUGCUUCUAUGCUUUUCCUUGCUCAAUUUUUCAAAAGGAUUGAAAAUGAAAAAAAGAAAAAAAGAAAAAAAGAAAAAGAUUUAGUUCAACUCUACAUGACCCAAGGGUUCCUUCACGAAUCUGAUAAAUCUGAUGAAACGACUGUCACAAUGGAGGAGACCGGUAACAAUUUCUUUCAUGACCUGUUAUCUAAUUCCUUAUUCCAAGGGAUGCAAAGAGAUAGAUAUGAAAAUAUUAAUUCUUGCAAGAUGCAUGAUGUAGUGCAUGAUCUUGCAUUAUCUGUUUCAAAAGGUGAAACUCUGAUUUGAAAUUCUCAUCUAUGCUGCAACCAGUCCCCCAAAUCAGAGCUUCACCCUUCUCAACAGAUAAAUGCAAAAUCAUACACUAUAUCAUGCAUCUUGUAAGAAUUAAUAUUUCCAAAUCUCUCUCUUUUCACCUCCUGGAAUAAAGAAUUAGAUAACAGCUCAUCAAAGAACUUGUUACUAGUCCCCUCCACUGUAACAGUGGUUUCAUCAAAUUUAUCAGAUUCGUGAAGGAACCCUUGGGCCAUCUUGAUGACUCAGUGUUACUCCAGUGACUGCUACAACCAGUGGCAAGCCUCCACAUUGUUUUGCACUCUGUUGCCCAAUAGCCUCCAAAUCUGAAGAUAUUGAUUUUGUUGCGGAAGAUCCAAGAACCAUCUGCUUAAUUAUAAAGUAUAAACCAAAAU